AUGAAUGUUAAAGGGAGACUGGAGACACUCAGAUUGGAGUAUGCAGGGGAGAUCAGAAUCAAACCAGGACUAAGAAAAUAUGCGUGUGAUCUCACACUGGACCCAAACACAGCAAACACACGUCUCACUCUGUCUGAGGGGAACAGAAAGGUGACGUGUGUGGAGGAGCAGCAGCCAUAUUCUGAUCAUCCAGAGAGAUUUGACUGUGUGCAGGUUGUGUGUAGAGAGAGUCUGACUGGACGCUGUUACUGGGAGGCUGAGUGGAGUGGGAGGGCUGAUAUAUCAGUGACAUAUAAAGGCAUCAGGAGGAAAGGAGGCAGUAGAGAAUGUUGGUUUGGAUGUAAUAUAAAGUCCUGGAGUCUAAUCUGCUCUAAUAACCGAUACACUGUCAGUCACAAUAAUAAGAGAACUGCCCUCUCUACCCCCUGCAGCUCUAACAGAGUAGGAGUGUAUCUGGACUGGGCUGCAGGCACUCUGUCCUUCUACAGCGUCUCUCACACACACACACUCACACACUUACACACAUUCCACUCCAGAUUCACUGAGCCCCUCUAUGCAGGGUUUGAGGUUUGGAUUCCUGACUACUCAGUGUAUGUGUGUGAGCUAGAAUAGCCUCCUGUGUCCUGGAGGAACACCUGAGUCUGCAGGGAAACACACAC
This is a messenger RNA of Electrophorus electricus (electric eel), 659 nucleotides long. Lineage: Eukaryota; Metazoa; Chordata; Actinopteri; Gymnotiformes; Gymnotidae. The record is from RefSeq and is a predicted model, not a curated record.